Prosopis cineraria is the source of this 1475-nucleotide messenger RNA. Its product is annotated as protein RGF1 INDUCIBLE TRANSCRIPTION FACTOR 1-like. The transcript has 4 exons. Bases 362 to 961 code for a protein of 199 amino acids. Lineage: Eukaryota; Viridiplantae; Streptophyta; Magnoliopsida; Fabales; Fabaceae. The record is from RefSeq and is a predicted model, not a curated record.
UCCAAAGAGGCGCAAGCGCCAACGACACCCGUUCUCGCCCCGCAUCCAACGGCUCUGUGAAUCUCACAGCCACCGCUUCCCAUCUCAACCGUCCAGUAAUACCCGGUCCUGAGCCGCAAUUGUAUAAUUAGCCUUUGUCUUCUUAGUCUUUAACCUGCUCGUGUUCUUGGGUUCCAAAGUUGAAUGCCGUUUACUCUCUGUCUUUCUCCUUCUCUGCAUUUUCUCCUGCAACUCUCCUCUCAAUACUCCGCCACUGACGUCAUCGAUCCUACGACUUGAUCCCAACAGUACUACUAUUCGCCAUCGUUUCUCCCUUAACCCGUCGACGGCGCAGAUUCGCCUCUUAAUUGAACUGGACACAAUGUUGGUCCCUCCAUGGCUCGAACCGCUCCUGAACGCUUCGUUUUUCAGCGUUUGCCGGAUUCACGGAGACGCCGCCAGGAGCGAGUGUAACAUGUAUUGUCUGGAUUGCAAUGGCGACCCGUUUUGCUUUUACUGCCGUUCCUCAAGGCACAAGGAUCAUCAAGUUAUUCAGAUAAGAAGAUCUUCGUAUCACGAUGUAGUGAGAGUUGCAGAAAUCCAGAAGGUACUGGAUAUAAGUGGAGUACAGACGUAUGUGAUAAACAGUGCACGAGUGCUGUUUCUGAACGAAAGGCCUCAGCCAAAAUCAUCAUCUGGGAAAGGAGGAGGAGCUCACAUUUGCGAGAUUUGUGGAAGAAGCCUCUUGGACCCAUUUCGUUUUUGUUCUUUGGGAUGUAAGCUUGUAGGAAUAAAGAGAAAUGGGAAUGCGAGCUUUGGUUUGGACGAGGCAUUGUCAAAAGGAUCGGUGUCUUCCAGACGAGAAGAAGAAUUGCGUGAAGGGUCACAGCAAGAUAUGUACCCGGCCACGCCUCCUCCUCCACCGGCUUCAUCUGCAAGAAGAAGAAAAGGCGUCCCUCAUAGGGCUCCUUUUGCCUCCUAAUAAUAAUUAUCAUCUUCGCCCUCAAAACUGGUAAAUAUUUCAAUUCAACCCCUCUCAGCUGGUUAGUAUAAUUUAUUCCUUUUCGAAAAAAAUAAAGAAGAAAAAGGGAGGAAGAUAGCCUUUGGAGUUGUCCAUGAGUGAAAAAGAAAGGGAAAAGUAUAGAGGUAGGAAAGUUCCUUGUUUUCGGGACUGGGUCUGGAAACAACAAAUUGAAGAAUCAAUAAUGCAAGAGGAUUUGUUUAAUAAUUGAUGGUUGAGGGGUGUACAUAUCAUGAGGAAUUUGGAAAGCAAGUCUUUUUGUGGAGUCCGUUUUCUAGUUUUCAAUGCCCCACCAUCCACAUGCCCCUUUUCACUCAACCAUAACUACACCUUUUUCUUUUAUUCUUUAUAUACACACACACACACACCCCUUUAUUUAUUGUUACGUGCAUGAAAAUGUAAUAUUGGGACAAAAUUUAGUUAUUUAUCGUUACCAGUUUUACCCACCUAAUUGAUUAAACGACUCAGCCUCUUA